Molecule: messenger RNA, 5997 nt
Organism: Ictidomys tridecemlineatus (thirteen-lined ground squirrel)
Lineage: Eukaryota; Metazoa; Chordata; Mammalia; Rodentia; Sciuridae
Source: RefSeq, a predicted model, not a curated record
GUCCAGCUGCAGCCGACCCAGGUCCCAAUCCCUGCUCUUUGCUCUUCUGCUUUUCAAUAAGUCCUGAGGCUCUGGAGGGUGGGCGUGGGAGUAACCCUAGCAGAGGUUCAGAGGUCCUCCUGGGCUGUUUCGGGGGCGCUUGGCGAUGGCCACGUUCAGAUACUGGCUGGAAGCCAGGGGAGGGAGCUUGGGGUAAGGGGAGGGCCCUGAGGGAGGGGUCAGACUCCUUAGGAAAGAGUUAAUGCGAAGAGGGGGAGGGGAUAGGACGAAGAGACCGAAGGGAAGGCUCAGGGCCGCCAACUUCCAGCCGCGGCGGCGACUUUCAGUUUCAUUUCCACGGACCCUCCUGCCUGGGCCGCAGCCGCCGCCGCGAUGCCCAGUAAGUUCAGCUGCCGGCAGCUCCGGGAGACGGGCCAGUGCUUCGAGAGUUUCCUAGUCGUUCGAGGACUGGACAUGGAGACAGAUCGCGAGCGGCUGCGAACCAUUUAUAACCGCGACUUCAAGAUCAGUCUUGCCUCCAGCAAAUCCAUCCUCCAAUCCUGAUGCCAGAGUGAUCUGAAAUGCAAAUAUGAUCUUGCCACUCCCCUGCUUAAAACCCACCAACUGCAGUGGUUCUGUAACCGCAGGGUAGCCUCUGACAAGGGCUGCUGAAAGCACAAAGCUAUCUGAUCUCUGGAGAAGGACCCUUUCCCUUCCUGCUUGGGUCCCACCUGCACCCUUUGACUUCCGGUUGAAACUGCUGUCUCAUCAGCCACCCUGCCCACACUCUGGACAUCUCUGCUCUCUCUCAUCCCCUCUCUCACCCACAGGCAGGACCCCAUAUCUACUCCUCUCAAUCAACUUAUUUGGCUCCCCAUUGGCCUUAACUCUUUCCACUGGUUUUGUUGUUGUUGUUGUUUGGGUUUUUUUUCCCUGUCCCAAAGUUCGCUCCCCACCCCCACCCUCCAAAAAAGUCUAUUUCUUUCUGUCUCUUCACUAAGUCCUCCCAAUCAACAGCCCAUGGUGGGGUUUUCUCCUCAGAAGUGCAUAAUCCACAACGUGCUAUUUAAACCAGUUUUAUUUUGCCUUGGGAAGUCCCAUUGCCUUGCCUGAAGACAUUAAAAAUUUCUCCUGUCCCCAGCCUGAAUCUCUCUGUCCCUGAGCCCCAGCCUGCCCUGCGGCAGAGCUGGUGUGUCCAGGACAGAGUGACCCUCAGAGGCCCUUGCCCCACCCUCCCCCACCACCACCCGUCCCCUGGCCCUGCCUUCCCCUCACUUCCCAGUCUCCUCUGCUUCUGGCAGCUUUGGGACCCCCGCCCCUGGCUUCUCCUCCAUGCUGUAUGGAAUGAAGAUUGCAAAUCUGGCCUACGUCACCAAGACUCGGGUCAGGUUCUUCAAACUCGACCGCUGGAUUGACUCGCGGCUCCCAGAAAAGAGGAGAAUGAAGCUGAGCUCAGAUAUCAGCAAGCACCACAAGUCACUGCUAGCCAAGAUCUUUUAUGACAGGGCUGAGUAUCUUCACGGGAAGCAUGGGGUGGACGUGGAAGUCCAGGGGCCCCACGAGGCACGAGAUGGGCAGCUCCUUAUCCGCCUGGAUUUGAACCGCAAGGAGGUGCUGACCCUGAGGCUCCGGAACGGAGGAAACAAACCUGUUACCCUCACUCACCUCUUCCCACUCUGCCGGACACCCCAGUUUACCUUCUACUAUGGUGACCAGGAGCUGCCCUGCCCGCUAGGCCCCGGUGAAUGCUAUGAGCUGCAUGUGCACUGUAAGACCAGCUUUGUGGGCUACUUCCCAGCCACGGUGCUCUGGGAGCUGCUGGGACCUGGGGAGUCGGGGUCAGAAGGAGCUGGCACUUUUUACAUUGCCCGCUUCUUGGCUGCCGUCGCCCACAGCCCUCUGGCUGCACAAUUGAAGCCCACGACUCCCUUCAAGCGCACCCGGAUCACUGGAAACCCUGUGUUGACCAACCGGAUAGAGGAAGGAGAGAGACCUGACCUCGCUAAAGGCUAUGACUUGAAGCUAAGUAUGGCACUGGGGACCUACUACCCACCCCCACGCCUCAGGCAGCUGCUCCCCAUCCUUCUUCAGGGAACAAGUAUCUUCACUGCCCCAAAGGAGAUUGCUGAGAUCAAGGCCCAGCUGGAGACAGCCCUGAAGUGGAGGAACUAUGAGGUGAAACUCCGACUGCUGCUGCACCUGGAGGAGCUGCAGAUGGAGCACGACAUCCGGCACUAUGACCUGGAAUCGGUGCCCAUGACCUGGGACCCCGUGGACCAGAACCCCAGGCUGCUCACACUGGAGGUUCCCGGUGUGACCGAGAGCCGCCCCUCAGUGCUGCGGGGGGACCACCUGUUUGCCCUUCUGUCCUCUGAGACACAGCAGGAGGACCCCGUCACCUACAAGGGCUUCGUGCACAAGGUGGAACUGGACCGUGUCAAACUGAGCUUUUCCAUGAGCCUCCUGAGCCGAUUUGUGGAUGGGCUGACCUUCAAGGUGAACUUCACCUUCAACCGCCAGCCCCUGCGGGUCCAGCAUCGGGCCCUGGAACUGACAGGGCGCUGGCUGCUGUGGCCCAUGCUUUUUCCUGUGGCCUCCCGUGGGGUCCCGCUGCUGCCCUCAGAUGUGAAGCUCAAGCUGUAUGACCGGAGUCUGGAGUCAAACCCAGAGCAGCUGCAGGCCAUGAAGCACAUUGUUAUGGGCACCACACGUCCAGCCCCCUACAUCAUCUUUGGGCCUCCAGGCACUGGCAAGACUGUCACAUUAGUGGAGGCCAUUAAGCAGGUGGUGAAGCACUUGCCCGAAGCUCAUAUCCUAGCCUGUGCUCCGUCCAACUCCGGUGCUGACCUUCUCUGUCAGCGGCUCCGGGUCCACCUGCCCAGCUCCAUCUACCGCCUCCUGGCCCCCAGCAGGGACAUCCGCAUGGUACCUGAGGAUAUUAAGCCCUGCUGUAACUGGGAUGCGAAAAAGGGGGAGUAUGUGUUUCCUGCCAAGAAGGAACUGCAGGAAUACCGCGUCUUAAUUACCACUCUCAUCACGGCCAGCAGGUUGGUGUCGGCCCAGUUUCCCAUCGAUCACUUCACACACAUCUUCAUCGAUGAGGCUGGCCACUGCAUGGAACCUGAGAGUCUGGUGGCCAUAGCAGGACUGAUGGAAGUUAAGGAAACAGGCAAUCCAGGAGGGCAGCUGGUGCUGGCUGGAGACCCGCGACAGCUGGGACCUGUGCUGCGCUCCCCACUGACACAGAAGUAUGGGCUGGGGUACUCGCUGCUGGAACGGCUUCUCACCUACAAUGCCCUGUACAAGAAGGGCCCCGACGGCUAUGACCCUCAGUUCAUAACCAAGCUGCUACGCAACUACAGGUCCCAUCCCACCAUCCUGGACAUUCCCAACCAACUCUACUAUGAUGGGGAGCUGCAGGCCUGUGCAGAUGUGGUGGAUCGAGAGCGCUUCUGCCGCUGGGAGGGUCUGCCUCAACAGGGAUUUCCCAUCAUCUUUCAUGGUGUGAUGGGCAAAGAUGAGCGUGAGGGCAAUAGCCCAUCCUUCUUCAACCCUGAAGAGGCUGCCACGGUGACCUCCUACCUGAAGCUGCUCCUGGCCCCUUCCUCUAAGAAGGGGAAAGCCCGCCUGAGCCCACGAAGCGUUGGAGUCAUCUCGCCAUACCGGAAGCAGGUGGAAAAAAUCCGUUAUUGCAUCACCAAACUUGACAGGGAGCUUCGGGGACUGGAUGACAUAAAGGACUUGAAGGUGGGCUCUGUGGAAGAAUUCCAAGGCCAAGAACGCAGCGUGGUCCUCAUCUCCACCGUGCGAAGCAGCCAGAGCUUUGUGCAGCUGGAUCUGGACUUUAACCUGGGUUUCCUUAAGAACCCCAAGAGGUUCAACGUGGCUGUGACCCGGGCCAAAGCUUUGCUCAUCAUAGUGGGCAACCCCCUUCUCUUGGGCCAUGACCCCGACUGGAAAGCAUUCCUGGAGUUCUGUAAAGAAAACGGAGGGUAUACAGGGUGUCCCUUUCCUGCCAAACUGGACCUACAGAAUGGACAGAACUUACUUCAAGAUCUGAGCAAGCUCAGCCCCUCUACCUCAGGGCCCCAUGGUCACGACUACCUCCCCCAGGAGCGGGAGAGUGAAGGGGGCCUGUCCCUGCAAGUGGAGCCCGAGUGGAGGAAUGAGCUCUGAAGACACAGCUGCCUGCCUUCUCACACCAAGCCAAGCCUUAGCCCGCUGCACCCAACCCUGAACCAGAACCCAGCUGAGCUGCCCCUCUAAGGGACAGGAAGGCUGGGGGAGGGUGUUUACAACCAAGCCAUUCCACCCCUUCCCCUGCUGGGGAGAAUGACACAUCAAGCUGCUAACAAUGGGGGAAGGGGGAGGAAGAAAAACUCGUGAAAACAAAAUCUUGUUCUAUGCAAAAGCCUCUUGAUCAUGUCUCCUCAGCUUGGCCUCAGCUUCCCGUGUCCCCAAGCUGACCUGCAAGAGGGUGAGACUGUCACACCCUGUCCAGGGCCACAUCUCCGUGUCCAGGGGAGGAAACUCAGUGGGCAGGGAAGCCACCCACCGGUUUCUAAGUUUAGUCCAGGCUAGAGACCACGCCCCUCACCCGCCUCCCUCCCCGGCUGAGCCAGGCAUGACCUCAUCUCUGCUCUAAGACUCCACCCUUCCACCCUAGUCCUGCCUUUGCCAACAGGGGGCCAGUCUGGCAAGCAACUUGGAAAUGAAGAGAGAGAUGGGACUCUGGGCUGGUAGCCAAGAUGGGAACCAGACAAAGGAAACAGGAAGCUGCCACACACGUGUUGGAACCUGUGGCCUUUAUUCAUGCCCCCCACCAAGUGCAGUCAGAGACAAGGCCCCUGCCCAAAGGAGAAACCCCAAUCCACCUACCCUAGAAAUGCUCCUCUGAGCCAGAAGUAUAUAAAGUGCUGGUGUGUGACCAUCCUCUGGGGAGGGCCAAAGGGAGCAAGAGCCCUACCCCUGGACCAAGGCAGCAGGGAGAGGGGACUGCUCGAGAAGGGCAGGGCACAGGCCCAGCUCCCAGAGGACAGGGAGGGAGGGCAGGCCUGCCACCACUCUGGGGGCUAGGGAAACGAUGCAGUCCUGGGCAAGAGGGAACUGGAAAAAGGAGCCUUCAGCAUGGAGUCCUAAGGGUGGAGCUCAAGGGCAGGUGGGUGAUCCCUAAGCCCCAGUGAAGGAAAGGGGCAUCAGGAGCCGUGGGGAUCUCAGAGAAUGGGACAGCCCCUCCGGCGCUUAUUCUUGCGGACCUGGAGGCCAGCUCGAGUGGCCAUCUCGAAAACCUCCCGCACUCCCUCCUUGGUUUUGGCGGAGCACUCAAGAUAGCCAAAGGCACUGAUACGAUUUGCCAUAUCCCGGCCUUCCUCAGAUCGGACGGGUUCCUGAGAAGACAGAAGAUAAGGCAGAGGAAGCUGGUGGCUAGGUGCACCUGUCACCACAUCACCCAUAAGUAUAGUAACUAUAACAAAUACCUCCUCCAGCCCUGAGCCCACAAAGCAUCCAGGCCCCGGCUGCCCCAGGCAGGGAUCUAAGCCUCAUGUUUACAUUCAAAGUUGUCCCCAGACUAGCCCCUCCUCUCCCACCUAGUCACAGACCCUAUGGUACACAUAUGUUUGGCCAGAAUGUGUGUCGGCUACCUCCUAAAUGACCUACCUUCUCCAUCAUCCCCCCAACCCAUCCUUUGCCUGCUGUCUGCAGUUUAAAACCUUGCCUUAUAUAAUUAUCCUCUCAAGAUAGUCUCUAUUCCAUAUCCUGGCAGCUUCCUGUAAUAAACUGCUCCUCUGGUCACUGGGCCGCUUAGUAAGACCCUGAAUAAGCCAGCUCCCUCGCCCCCUAAGCCUUUCUUCAGCCAUUGAUGAUGCCCUUCCUCCCCAGGUACACUGAUGGCGCAGUCUGCAUACCCCAAGUGAAACAUAAGCUGUCUCCCCGUGGACAAGGACUUCCUUAUUCAUCUUAGUAGCCCCAAUUCCAAAGACAGAAUAAUAAACUGGAAUAAAUGAAAAUGCCAAGUGA